Molecule: messenger RNA, 3853 nt
Organism: Solanum lycopersicum (tomato)
Lineage: Eukaryota; Viridiplantae; Streptophyta; Magnoliopsida; Solanales; Solanaceae
Product: putative late blight resistance protein homolog R1A-10
Biological process (GO): defense response to other organism
Molecular function (GO): ADP binding
Source: RefSeq, a predicted model, not a curated record
UCCAAGUAUCAUAUCUUUACAUUAAUAAAUGAGCAGGUCAUUUGUCUCGUUUGUAUGAUUUGGGCUGAAAUGAGAUAAAAAUCGAGUCACAACCCAACCUAUCUAAUUAUUAGUAAAUUUUGUAUUUUAAAGUAUUUUCUUAGCACCAAAAUUUUUUUCUUUCCUUGCAAACAUAGCUUGUUCAUCUUUAAACUUCUCACUUCAAUAUUUUGAUUUAAUCUUGCACACUUGAUGGCAGCUUAUAGUGCUGUAAUUUCUCUUCUUCGAACUCUUGACGAACGAAAUAUUCAUGAACUCUUUCAUGAUCACACUGCUGAAGUACUCGAUUCUCUUCGUGCUAUUGCUGAAUAUUUCGAAAAAGUUCUUGAUGAAUUUGAACCUGGAAAAAUAAAAUCUUUGGAGGAAAAAAUCAGAGAUGCUGCUAGUGAGGCAGAAGACGUUGUUGAGCUGAAAACUCAUCAAAUCAUCGAAGGGACAAGCUGGACUUUUGGAAUUUUACAACACCGGGAUUUGCUACCAGUUUUUGAAAAAAUGGAAACAAUAAAGAAACAAGUGAUGGAGAUUGUUUCUCAUGAUGCUGAUCAAAUUCUUGAAUUAUUUGGGGAUUCCAUGAUUGGCCCUUCUUCUAAAAGUUACGCAUUGCUGUCAGAUAAGUUGGAAGAUGAUAUCGUGCGGGGAAUUGAUGAUGACUUGGAGAUCAUAAUUAAAAGACUGAUAGGACCACCAUCGGAUCUAGACAUUGUCACAAUAUCAGGCAUGGGUGGCAUUGGCAAAACAACACUUGCUAGAAAAGCUUAUCAUCAUCUCACAAUCAGGUAUCACUUUGACAUUCUUGCUUGGGUUACUAUAUCUCAAGAAUUUCAAUGUAGAAAUGUAUUGUUAGAAGCUUUACAUUGCAUUUCAAAGAAAACAGCUAUUGUGAACGCAAAAGACUAUGAUAAGAUGGAUGACAAUGAGUUAGCUGACCUGGUGCAAAAGAACCUAAAGGGUCCAAGAUACCUUGUUGUUGUUGAUGAUAUUUGGACUGAAAAUGUUUGGGAUAGUGUAAGAGGAAUAUUUCCUAAUUACAACAAUGGGAGUCGAAUCUUAUUGACUACUAGGGAAAAUGAGGUAGCAAUGUAUGCAAAUACUUGUAGCCCUCAUGAGAUGAGCCUUUUGAGUGGAGAAAAUGGUUGGAAGUUAGUUUGUGAUAAGGUGUUUGGACCAAAACAUGAUCAUCCUCCCGAAUUGGAAGAAAUUGGAAAGGAAAUAGUAGAAAAAUGCCAAGGACUACCCUUAACAAUUUCAGUGAUUGCAGGACAUCUCUGUAAAGUGGCCAGGACAUUAGAAGGUUGGAAGGAUGUUGCCCGAACCUUAAGUGAAAUCAUUGCUAGUCAUCCAGAUGAAUGCUUAGCAGUGCUCGGUUUGAGUUAUCACCACUUGCCUAAUCACCUCAAACCUUGCUUUCUAUCUAUGAGUAGUUUCCCAGAGGAUUUUCAGGUUGAGACUCGGAUAUUGAUCCAAUUAUGGAUUGCAGAAGGUUUCAUAAGGACUUCCGAAAAUGGUAAAAGUUUGGAGGAAGUGGCAAUAGAUUAUUUGGAGGAUCUUAUUAGUAGGAACUUGAUACAGGCUAGAGAAAGGAGAUUCAAUGGUGAUAUAAAAGCGUGUGGAAUACAUGAUCUACUGCGUGAGUUCUGUUUGACAGAAGCUGAAAUGACAAAGCAUAUGCAUGUUGAGAGAACUUACCCUACUCUUCCAACACAAAUGCAUAAUGUUCGCCGCUUCAGUUUUCAAACUGAAUAUUAUUCCGUUGAUGAUUGUUAUAAGCUAUUACCUCCUGCUUCUAGAUCUAUCUACUUAUUUUCUCGAUUGGAUCUACCUAAUUUACCCCGUAUUAAGCUUCACAGGAGAUUACCCAUCUAUCAUCAUGAUCCUAUAAUAUAUGAAUUUUUCUCUCAUUUCAACCUUCUCAGGGUGUUGUCCAUGAACAAUAAAUAUCUUUAUUUCGAAUCAUUUCCGCUUGUGAUUACAAAGUUGUUUCAUCUGAGAUAUCUCCAAGUUAGAUUUAAUGGCAAUAUUCCUGAAUCAAUUUCAGAGCUUCAGAAUUUGCAAACUCUAAUUUUGAGUGGUACUUUUCCUUUAGAUAUGACUUUACCUGUGAAGAUAUGGAUGAUGAAGAACUUGAGGUAUAUACGUCUGGAUCGUCCCACUUAUUUACCAAGUCCUGGAACACAAAGUCUUGUGACAGGGAUGCCAAAUCUACAGGAAUUUUCUGGUCAUUUGACAGACGAAGUCUUUUCUGGCAUUCCCAAUAUAAAGAGAUUGAUCUUUCACUUACCUUAUUUCCGAAAAAGUAAUCUCGAUCAGCUCCAAUUGGAUAUGUCCAGAUUGACAAAACUCGAAGCAUUCAAGUUUUAUGGUUCAAUUUUUUAUCGAUAUUCCUUCAAGAGAUUUCAUUUUCCAACAUCACUUAGGAGGUUGUCUUUAACACGGUGUAGUGAUUUUUUAUGGACAGAUGUAUCUUCGACUGUUAUGAUGUUGCCAAAUCUUGAAGAGCUCAAACUUAAAAAUUGUCAAACCUUGAUUGAUGAAUGGAGAUUGAGUGAUGAACACAAGUUCAGAAGUUUGAAGUUGUUGUUACUGAGUGACUCAGAUCUUAGGUAUUGGGAAGCUACCAGUGAUAACUUUCCAAAGCUAAAACGCCUUGUUCUGAAAAAUUGUGGUGACCUGCAAGGAAUUCCAGCAGAUUUUGGGGAAAUUUGUAGUUUGGAAUCAAUUGAGUUAUACGAUUGCAGCACUACAGCUGAGAAUUCUGCAAGAGAGAUUGUACAAGAACAAGAGGACAUGGGGAAUUAUUUCCUUAAGAUUUACAUCCAUAACAUUCGCGAUAAUGGCCUCUUUGGCUAUUUUGGUUAUACAUUCUGGAAAAUGGGACGAUAGAAAUAGUUACAUUGAUUAUACUAUAGAGGGAGUAGUUUUUAAGGAACAGUCAACGUUUCUUGAGUUUUAUACUACUAUUGCCACACAGAUUGGUGUUGAUUUGAAUAAUAAGACUUUGAAGAUUGAGUACAAGGUUGAAGAAAGUAAUAAUCGAAUGGUUAUACACAAUGACAUGGGUGUCAGGGUGUACAUAAUGCUUUAAAAGGCCAACAUUGAUUUUAACAAAUUUCCUAUUUGUAUAACUAUUUUGGAUUCAUGUGAUAGACAGAUUUCUCAGUGUCAAGGUCUAUCAUAUGGAGAGAUUGUUAAGGGUCCAGCCCAUUGAUGGGUGACCCAUAUAUUUUGGGCUUUGUUGACUUCUUCUAGAGGUCUUGGGCAGAUGAUGUUGGGGCUGGGUUUUUUGUUUUGGAAGAGAGAAAAAAAAGAAAUAGAGAGAGGGUUUGAGAGAGAAAAGGGUUGCUGAUUUUUCUGGACAGCGAGACAAAAUUUCAGAUUGCAAGAGAUCCGACCGUUGGAUCGUUCUGAAACUUUCGCAGCUGGUUCACAAUACAUAGCACUACAUCUUGACCGUUCAGAUCGUCAAUCGAAGUUCUUGAUCGUCUGUUAUCGCAGCUGGCGUAACCUGCAUUUUUUUUUGGUGAUAUUUCUCAAUUUCUCUUCUCUUUUGUGUUGGCUCUUAUGUAUGUUGUUGUUGGUGGGCUGUGACAUCCUUGUAGACUGAUUUGGGUGUUUUUACCCUCAAUUUACAUAAUAAGAGAAGAAGAAGGGUGGACUCCUUCAAGUCCCGUGGUUUUUAUCCUUCAUACCGAAGGGGUUUUCGACGUAUAAAUCUUGUGUGUCACUUGCGUAUUUAUAAUUCAUAUUUGCUUGUGAUUCAAUUGAUGUGUUGCUGAUUUGAGCUUGGUUAAUAUAGUGGUGAAUUUCUUUUGGUAAA